Molecule: messenger RNA, 7073 nt
Organism: Cherax quadricarinatus
Lineage: Eukaryota; Metazoa; Arthropoda; Malacostraca; Decapoda; Parastacidae
Source: RefSeq, a predicted model, not a curated record
UAGCAGUGACAACAACAAGUCUCUGACGUCUGCUACUGCUUCCUGUUGCCUGUUGGUCUCUAGCUCCUGGGAUCCACCUCACACACGGUCCUCUGUGAGGACACGUGCCACCAAUGGAAAUUAAUUCCGCUCCCAUGGACCUUGAUGUUUCUUCUGCUGGAAAUAAAAACCUAAAAUCACAUAAUGUUGUAAACGUGAGCAAGGAGGAGUACGACACGUGCAGGAUCACUAACCCGUCUCCUCGCGUCAUCGCCGUGUGUGACAAGCCUUACAAGCUCAUGUAUUUCACCAUUACCUUCCGAUCGUUCACUCCGCAGCCUGGGGGUCUGGAGUUUCGUCCCGGCCAGGACUACUACUUCAUCUCUACUUCGAGCAAGGACGACCUUCACCGUCGCAUCGGUGGCCGCUGCUCGACUCACCAUAUGAAAGUAGUGUUUAAAGUGUGUUGUGACCCAUCGUCGCAGCCAGCACACGACCAGGCUAACAACCACAUCCCUAGCAAUGGCCUGCCAGCCGCUAGAGGCACCACCACCACCACUACCACCUCCACCACCAAGUCUACCACCACCACUACUACCCCUAAGACCACCACCACUUCCACCACUACCACUUCCCUCAGCACUACUUCCCUAAAGACCACCUCUCACAAGAGUGCUGACCCCCACACCGUCAAGACCACUAAGAAAACAGACACGCGCCAGCCAGACCGUAGUGAAAAUGAAGUAGUUAAGAACGAGGAACUAACCUUGAGCUCCUCUCCCUGGUCAGCCAGUUUGUCCUUGGUGGCAGCGGUUGUCUCGUUGUUUCUUCCGCUCAUGACAACACGCCUCCUUGCUACACAUUCCUAAGAACUGCAAAAUAGUUUUAUCAAUAUUAUUUAGACAGUGGUAAUGCAAUGUAAACUAUGUCACUGGUGAAAAUAGAGAUUUGUGACUGGAAAACAAAUAUAUAGAAAAGUCAAGUAAUAUACUGUGAAUUUGUCAGAAAAAGUGACUAAAGUGUGGUCCUAGCACCAGCAAUUGCAUUAUUUUGGAUCAGCUGGAGAGCUUUGUUCACAUAAAUGUUGAAAGGUAGUGAAUGUAUUGCACAGUGGACUUGUCAAAGGUAUUUCAUUUUCACACAAUAGGGUAUAGCAACAUAUAUACAGGUGGUGUGCAUACAUGGAGAAAUACGUGAUGUAUUUCUCGAGUACCAUGACAUGUAGAUCUUAGUGUUUUGAGAGUCAAGAACACUACAUAUUGUCAAGGUUUUUCACCCUGAAUGAGUGACACGAGUCGUGAGUGAUAAUUUGUGGUUUAUCAGCCUCUGGGUCUCAUGGAGGCAUUUUGUCAAAUGUUUUUUUUUACAUGAAACGUGUGAUUACUGGGUAUGUUGGAUACACUGACGUAUUUGUAUGAAGGAAGCAGAUGUGGUGUGUUUAUAAGACUGAUCAAUAUGUGAACUUCUGGCCCAGGGGAGUCGGUGAUCAGCUUUCAUGGUAAUUUUAUCUUCAUCCAUCACUAUCAUUGCCUUUGUAUAUAGGUUCGUUAUUUAAUUAAUGUAUUUUGGUUAUGCCAGUGUAGGUCAGCUGUGAAUAUGUUUAUUGAAUUGCUUGGGUUGAUUCUUCAAAUCUUAUGAAUUGAUUAGAUGUCAAUUUGUUCUAAUCUUUAUCCAGUUGCUUGCUUGAAUGGUUAAGGUAAACCGUGUCAAAUGCAACUUAAUACAUCUGGUGUAAUUUUUUUUAUACAUUCGGUGAACAUUGAUAUAUUCCUGCCCCUCAAAAGAGGUGCCUUGAUCGAGGGAACUGGAAAUAUUCUCCAUUUUUCUGGACAAACCCAAUUGCCUCCCAUUCUCUAUGGGUUUAGCGCUUCCCUCUGAAUAAAUUAUAUUUUUGAUUGAUGGGGACGUAGUGGACCUGAAAAGAGCUUUCAGCACCUGGGGGAACAGGAGGUAAUAAGGUUUAAUGCAAGGAAGGGUAUGCAAUUCCUUGGACCAAGAGACCUAUUUGAAAUGUUUCAUGGCUUUCUCGAUCAUUUUUGACGUUUCUUGCAUUUCAGUGUAAAUAUUCUUGCUUAUUUUACUUGGUAUCACAUGGUGAUAGCUGUGGGACAGGAGGGAACAGCACCUGGGGAAAUUGAGAGGCAAUGAGGUUUGCUCCAAGGAAAGGGAGGCAGUAUAAUGGAAGAAACUACCAACAGUAUGUACAUAAAGAUAAAUUAUAGGUUAUGAUGUCUUGAGAAUUUCUCCACCAGGAAGUUAUAACAAUACAAUGAAAUGAUGCCAAUCCUGGUGGAUCAAGUGUCUUCAAUAAUAAAUUGCUAUAUGGUAGACAUGCCUAGUGAAUCAAGCACUGCAACCUCUCGGAAGAUAGGUUUGUAACCUCAGCUCCUCCCCGGAAUCAUGAACUACAUGUCCUCUUAUUUACAUGAGAGGAUUUGUUGAAUUACUUGGAUAUAAGCAUGAUCACUUCAUGAAAACAUGUAUUAUAUGAUAUAAUAAGCCCAGUUACAUUAUAUAUUGGCAUUAUUUGGUCUAAUGUAAUGAUGGUGUCCUGGUUAUAUUACUUUGUAUUAAUGUUGGUAAAAUUAUCGGCAGUAUGUUAGGUAAAAGGACACAAGUGCAACUAAUGUGACAUUUCAUUGUGGCAACGUUUUGUUCUCCAAGAGCUUUGUCAAGCUUGAUAAAGCUCCUGGAGAAUGAAACGUUACCACAAUAAAAUGUCACAUUAAUUGCACUUGUGUCCUUUUACCUAAUAUAUUACUUUGGGGGGAAGGGGAGAAGUAAACCCAUAGGGGCAGUAUAGGGAAUAAGAGGCAAUCAGGUUCAAAGGAAAAAUCCAAUUAUCUGGAUCAAGUCCCUCUUUGCCAAGGUAAAUGUAGCCACCGACUCUCCUGUUUCAAGAAAUAUAUAUAUUUUGUGGUAGCUCACGAUAAAACAUACUCUAAGGUUUAUACAAUCUGAGGCUCCUAGAAGCAUGUUGGUAUGAGUUGUGCGCAACAGUGUAGAAUAGUAUUGUACAGUAGUUUAGUGUGUUGCGGUGGUGCAGUCAGACUUAAAACUUUUUUUUUUUUUUGUGUUUACAAAAUUUCAGGGGUAAUUAAUUUAUAUAUUUAUCUAUACAACAUUUUGUUUUACUGCACCAUCCUAUGGAUAAAAAAAAAUCAUUUACCACUGUAUGUGAUAGCCUUUGGCCAUGGAUAUUUGUCCUUUAUGUUUAACAUCAGUUUUUUCUUGUCAAGUAUAAAGGUAAACAAUGCUUUGUAUAUAAUGACUGACAGUAUACUGUUAUCGGAGGAGAUGAAUUCAUGACAUGUGGGUCCAAACAGUGUAAGCUAUAAAGGAAAUGAUAUUUCCUUAAGAGGAGCACUUAAUGUCAUGUUGCUAGAAAUGCUGUUUGACAAUCUUGGGUAUGUGUGAUGUGCCGUGUUAAAACUGUAGAUAUGUACAUAUCUUUGAGAGUCUGUGGGGUUGAAAUGCAAACAUGUUCAAGGAUCUGGCAGAACUUUGUCUAGUGAGAUGUGGUAAAGAGACUGGAGGGGUAAGGUGACUGUUAUAAUUAUGGUUAAGCACUGAAGUUGUACUGGUAAUAGUGUGUGUGUGUGUGUGUGUGUGGGAAGAAGGCGGUUUGAUGCGAGGAAAAGAAUUGGGAACUCUCAAUAAUUAGGAGAGUUGAGAGGUAAUUAAGAGAUACCUUUUUUGUGUGUAAAACUCUGAAGGGAGUGGCUGUUAAUCCAGGGAACUGGCACUAGACUGAACCUGAUUGCCUCCCGUUCAAGUGGUAUAUGACCUGUACAUAGUGUACCAAGUCUGUCUGGGUUUACCAACGAGGAAGAAAGAGGAUUGUUAUAACUAUUAUAGCAAGUGCCUCAUCACAGGUGAAACCAAUAUGGCAAGUACCUCGUCAUGAGUAAAACCAUUACUAGAUCCUCAGUAUUGAGCUUAUGGGACUUACCCACGGAUAUAAAGUAGAAAGAAUGGUACCAUGUCAGUAUAUUAACUUAAAAUACAUUUCUUCCAAGAAUUGCAAUAACAUUUUGAUAUUGGUAGUCUAUGUAACAUUAAAUUGCAAAGUUUGAGAUAACUGAAACAUAUUUUUUGUAAAGUGAGUAUGUUUCAUUGUGAAUUAUUUAACAAAACCAAUAUUUUUAUUUUAAAUAAAUCAUAAUGUUUAUAAAUUUUUUUAAGGUUUUAUUUAAAAUUAACUAGUGAAUCACAAGCAAUUUGGAAAUAAAACAAACAUUUGUUCUUCCAAAUCUGAAUAUGCAAAUAUGCUGUAAUAUUGAGCACAGAUGUUUAGGGAUUCUGUAUUUAAAAAGGUUUUCUAACGGUGAAUACAGUCUUUGUUGUCCAGCCUCUCCUCGCUUAGCGACGUACUUGUUUAACGACUUGGACUUACAAUGGGCUCUCUGAUCAGUAUGCAUACCUAAAUAAUGUAUAUUAGAGCUGAUUUCCUCUAUUCUGUUUAUUGCAAUAUACAGUACACUGCUGUAUAAACAUUUAAUAAUAUACCAGAAAUGUUAUAAAUGGUGCAAAGGUGACAUUAAAAGAAUAUCAAUGAUUGUUGACACAAACCCACAUACCGUUAUAGUAUGCUCCUCACUUAGCAACGAAUUUGUUUACUGACGUGGUCUUAGGAAUGGAACUCCAUUGAUAAGUGAGAAGAGGCUGCAUUAACUCUGAUAUCUCAGGAAAAUGGUAUUCCUGGCACCUUGCUAAUCAGUGAAAUUGGUAAGCACUUAACCUAAAAGGAAUAUACAGCAUGUGGGGAAUUGGGAGGUCAUCAGGCUUAAAGGAAGGGUAGGAUAGCCCACUUCCAUGGAUCAAGAGCCCUCCCUUGCAGGGUGUACUUCUCAAAGUUUCAUUUCCUACAUGGGACCUCAACUGCUAAUUUAAUUAUAUACGGCUUUCUUGAAGAGGGGGCAUUAUAACCAGUAAAUAUUAAACUUAUGUUUUUGUAAUAUGAGAUUUAACUCAAACCCAGCAAUAUAAAAGAACACUGCCUCGUUUCCAGAUGUGACGGCAGCGCAACGCUUAAUGUUUGUUUCAACCACACAUUUGCCAUAUAACAAUAUUUUGGUGUUGUUCCAAGUGCCUUUUGUAAAUUCAAAUUGUUAGAAAAUUAUAGGGAACAUGUUAAAGGUUAUUAGGACUUUGAGGUUAACUGGGAUUGGAUAAAAGGCAGUAACGGUAAUAUACGAGAUAUUUUGUCAACUGUACAAUUAGAAAUUUUCUAGUACAUAAAAACCUUACGGUUUAAGCAAACAGUAUACUUAUAAUGGGAAUAAUGUAGCGUGCAUCUCUCAAUUCAGUUUUUUAGGCUAAACAUACAGUUUGAGGGAUGCGUCGACAAAAAUACUUCUCCCAUAAUGUUUGCCAUUUUGGUAGCAUAAUUUACACACAUUUGAUGUGAUAAGUCAUGUCCUUACACAAAGGGCUGCUACAUUACUCAACUAGUACAUGUACAGUACACUCACUGAUAGUGGGUACAUGUAUGUAACUGGUAAUUACUUUACCUAUAGCAGCAGUGGUUAUAUGUCAACAAUUUUCUCAGUGUUUUUUUUUUUUUUUCUUUUAAGGCUGUACUUAGAUAUCCAUGUUCCAAAAUGCCCUGAUAUGGGAUAAUUAUAUUCAUAGGCAAGUGCUAAACUUGUAAGAGUUACGCAGCACUGCCUUUAAUAUGGAAGUUUUGACAAUUGAUCAUGCAACUGUAUGACUCAAAAAUACUCGAACAUUUAUUCUACGUUUUGGACUUUUUUUUUAGUUUUAUAUAAUGCAAUAUUUUAUAUCACUGCCAGUUUUAACAAAAUUACUCAGUUUUUAUUAGUCAUAGAUCCUUCAGGUGUUUUUUACUCUGAAUAACUUAACAGAGUUCAGUUUUUAAAUAUCUGAUUUCUUUAUGUACAGUGGACUAAAAGUGAAUGAAAUAUGCACAUGUGGGUUAUCUGUACCCCACCACCCUCACUGACUCAGAUGUCCAUUAGGGUAUUAUACCAGUAGCAUUCCUAUUACCAUAUCACCAAGUCUAUAGCAAAUAAAUUUAGUAAUAUCAGCAGUGGACUAGUCUUACACACAUCAAAGAGUUGAAGCCUUUGACUAACUACUGUGGCAAUACUCAUUUCACCAUACUAUAGUUGGUGACUUCCACUCAACCUAAGUACGUACUUACACACCCUCCCUUCUCUCGUCAAAGUCCCAGGUCCUUAGUGUUCCGUAAUAUAUUCGCCCUCAAACUUAGAAUGUAAACACACUACUGGGUUAGAGUAACUUAGUGUUCAGAAAAAGGUGGUUGUUGCAAAUUUUAGGACGGAAUAUAUUUGUUGUCAUUACGACCCAUGAAUGUAUUUUGACAACUUUCUUUGAAUGCUCCAUUUAUUUUUAUUUUGUAAAUGAGUAAUCACAUAAUGAAUCCUAACCAAUGUAUAAAUGAGUAAUUUAGCAGUGAUGAGAUGUAUUGAUGUGUGGCUUCAAUGUAGCUCCGAGUUUUUUUUUUUUUUUCACAAGAACAUCAUUUUCCAAGUCGAUGAAAUAUUUGGUACUGACAGUUGUCGAUCCCGUUGCAAAAGUUCCGUACAGUAGAGUAGCCCCUAGUUUCAUACACUCACCCCUCAUAUGCCAUUACCUGGUCAUAAGAAGAAUAUUCCAGUAGAAAGAUGCCACAAAAACUUGUUCACAUGUUCACAACUAUCAGGGUAAUUACUGAGUGCAAAGAUAAAAUGAAUGGUGGUAAUUUCUCUGCAGGAAUAUUGCUGGCUUGCAAUUUAUUUCCACUCCACUGGUGUGAGAGUAUUUAUGUACGUACUACAUAGCUGCAAAUGACAACCCACACACUAUUUUAUUAAGAUUGUAACACACGAUAUCCUUACCCUGCCCCCCCACCCCAUACUCAUCACAUAACUCCAUCUUGUGUACCCAACAGUAGCAAGAGUAAUGAAGUCACUGUACUGUUUGAGACAGAAGUAUGGAGGAUCAAGGAAUGAUGUAUCUGUAAAUGUGUACUGUAUUUAUAAUUUAUCGUCCUCACUGAUUCCGUAUUUGCCAAAAGGAAAUAUUUUAUAAUUGACUUUUGUACAUAAUAAAGUUACUGUAAUCUGAAA